UUUUGUGUUUUUUCACAACAGUACCAUGCUGAGCUCUACUCAGGCACACCAGAACCUGUAACCUCAGAUUUCUCCCUCUUUUCCAUUUCAGGACAGAACUCCAAAGGCCUCCACACUGUGGUCCUUCCAAAGGACCUUUGUAAACAGUUCCUCCGUUCUGCACGGAAGAACACCAAGAAAGGCAUAGAGACAUGUGGUGUGCUAUGUGGCACUCUGGUAAAGGACGAAUACCAUGUCUCCCAUGUCAUUAUUCCUGUGCAGAAAGGAGGUCCCGAUUACUGUUAUGCCCAGAAUGAGGAAACCAUCUUAUUUGUGCAAGAAGAACUGGGCCUUCUCACCCUAGGUUGGAUUCAUACACAUCCAACCCAGACAGCCUUCUUGUCGAGUGUGGAUGUACACACACAUUUUUCUUACCAGAUAAUGCUGCCAGAAUCAAUUGCAGUGGUCUGCGCACCCAAAUAUAAACAAACUGGAAUUUUCACACUGACACCUUUUGGAUUAAAUGAAAUAUCAAUCUGCACCCAGAGGGGCUUCCAUCCCCAUAAUCAGGACUCAGCUAUAUUCUGUGUAUGUAUCUGUGAAGAAGAAAUCGAGCCGAUGUUCCCAGCCAGUACAUAGACCCGAAAAGCGUUAUCAUCCUUUUCUCACCUUCAUGGAUGUUUGGCGUCAUCGCACACCUUCAUAGAAAUCCAUUAUAACCAUUUAUCUAGGAAGGAGUGGGCAGUGGAUAUAAGUGUCUUAUAUUUGAAACAUUGUCAUUUGCUUUGUUUGAGGAUGCUGACAAUCCUACCCCUUUUCCUGAUGUCUAGAGAUACUAAUACUAUGCACUUUCCAGGCUGUUGAGUGGAGAAGGAAAGAAGGACUAGGGUGGACUCAGGGACAGAGGGUGUGCUCAGUAGGUCUGAUGUCCUGGAUACAUCCCUAGGAACAUGGUGAAAAGAAGUAACCAACAAAUCAUGGACUCCAUUAGCUUAUUCAAGAUUUAUUACAUGUUAAUUUGUUCUUCAUCAUUGUCAGCUACUAAACAUAAGUUGGUGAUAUGGAUGCCAAAGAAAGUGCCAAGUAAGAUAGGUAAAUUAAGCAUAUUCAUCCCAGAGUAUUGAUUCAAAAGCAGGGUUUUCAGGUGCCUAGGGAGAUGAUUUCUUCUCCAAUGUUUUGUCUAGGAUAAUACACUUGGCCUGAUCAGACCUCAGGGCUUAAGAUCAGUCUCAGAUCAUUGAGAUUCUG
This is a messenger RNA of Mesocricetus auratus (golden hamster), 1227 nucleotides long. Its product is annotated as STAM-binding protein-like. The transcript is spliced from 4 exons. Gene Ontology annotation, molecular function: protein binding; K63-linked deubiquitinase activity; metal-dependent deubiquitinase activity. The annotation marks the transcript as partial. The record is from RefSeq and is a predicted model, not a curated record. Gene Ontology annotation, biological process: protein K63-linked deubiquitination. NCBI's taxonomy places the organism in Eukaryota, Metazoa, Chordata, Mammalia, Rodentia, Cricetidae. Gene Ontology annotation, cellular component: cleavage furrow; endosome.